AUGACCACCGAGCUUGCUGGCUGGUUUUCGCGAUGGCUGCAGACACAGGACUUCAACCAAGUCCGGAGUAUUGUCACAUGGCAGGUUAUGGAGCGGCCGCGCAGAUGGAGACAGUUUAUCGUCGGCUUCUUGCUUGUUGCAUUGCCAGUGCACGGGAUGCUCAUCGCUCUGACUGUGUUAGCCGCGGACUGGUGGGGAUUUGCAAACGUGAUAGCCAUGGCCAUUUCGGUGGUAGUGCGAUGCAUAAUGGUAGCAGAGAAUCAGGCCGGCAUCGAUGCGAACAUCCAGAAAGCAGAAGAAGCAGCUCAAGGUUACCCAGCCAAGCGAGCCAAGUAUGAUGAGUCAAUGGAGAUAUUGGAGAGCCGUCGCCAGAAUGGAUACGCCAUAGACGGAGUCAAAAUACCCAUCGAGCCUCAAGACCCAAACAAAAUUGCCAAGGUAAUUGUGUUGACAGAAGACUCGAAGGUCGUCACUCUUGCAAUCCCCGCGUAUCUGCCGAGAUGGGUAUUUGCAACCAAUCCCCAGCCACCGAACCGAUACAUUUAUCAGGCGUGCCAAUGGAUAGGCUGGGCCGCUUUUGCGGUGCAUGUCAUCAGUAUCGGAAUGGCAGCCUUGUACACACAAAUUGUGUCAGUGGUGGUGAUUCUCGUUUCUACAGUCCUCCCGGCCCACGGAGUUGGCGGUGAAGACUCUCGGAUAUGGGAAUCCAUUCGAAGUCACUGGGGCCACGAAGUGCAAGAAAAAAGCUGCUGGGUUAGCUCAAGACUCAAGGCCACCGUAUCUAUUUACCCCGAGGAGUAUAUGGAUUGGCCCGAGUUAGAGGAGCAGAAACCCCUCACUGUGCAUGUAGGCAAUGAAGAGAAGAUCGGCAAACAAUGGACUAGGCUGAUAGGCCCGUCUGACUUGAAAUCUACUCCAAUCCCAAAAGGAAAGAAGGACGAAACUCGGCAGGACUUACUCGCUUGGCUAGAUUUAACGAUGGAGGAAGAUGACGUGCUGACUGCUUGGGGGCUCAUACCACAUAGCCGGGAAUGGAAAAAUGUAUAUUUAGAGAAAAAGAAUAUACAUCACAGGAGAUUGGUGACGAUAUCAUUGGAUUCCGCCCAUUGA
Messenger RNA from Penicillium expansum, 1110 nucleotides. RefSeq lists its product as uncharacterized. Bases 1 to 1110 code for a protein of 369 amino acids. Lineage: Eukaryota; Fungi; Ascomycota; Eurotiomycetes; Eurotiales; Aspergillaceae. The transcript has a single exon. The record is from RefSeq and is a predicted model, not a curated record.